Molecule: messenger RNA, 2303 nt
Organism: Mangifera indica (mango)
Lineage: Eukaryota; Viridiplantae; Streptophyta; Magnoliopsida; Sapindales; Anacardiaceae
Exons: 2
Coding region: 731-2065 (444 amino acids)
Source: RefSeq, a predicted model, not a curated record
UCUGUAGAAGGUACGGUAACAGCCUCUUCACCUGAAACACAGGACAAAGGAUCAUUUUGUCUAGUUCUGCUUGCCGGGGGCGGAAAAAAGUCUCACACGUCCAUAUCAACCCUACAAAGGAUGAUAUUGGUGGUUUAAACUUAAUUUAUUAUAAACCCACAAAAACGAAUGGCUUAUUUAUGGAUAUAAUAUAUAAAUGUAGAGUAGCGAGAUCGACGGUCCACGAUCGCGGAAUCAUAUCUGUCUUCCCUCAGCCAACAAAACUAGGACCCACUAACACAUUGCAGUUGGGGUUCACAACAAAACCCCAAUCACGUGCGGCAAGAUACGCAUGCGCCUGAUUGAUACUAAAGCAAGGGCAAUUACGUCAUUUAAGAACCCCAGCAGGUGAAGUGAAGAAGUUAUAGCGAUUUUUAAAAAAUAAUAAUAAAUGCAUUAAGUAAGUGAGGGACCUCAGAUAGCUUCGAGUUCGGUCCUUCUGGCAUUAAUCUCCAGGCUGUAACCAGUUGUACUCCAUUCUCUCAGCUGCCUACCGUUUUUGUUUUUUGCCCUUCUCUCUCUAUUUAUCAUUUGGUUUUAUUUAGGUUACCUGCAGUAACAGCGAUGCAUUUGAAGAUGGAGCCAAGCCAAUUGUGUUUUUGGAACGCAUCUUACUCUCUUCUUGCAUUAAACCAUAACUCCUCUCUCUGCUAGUUUUCGUAGUUUGCUUAAACUGAUUUCUGACCUAGCAAUGGAUCCUUGCCCUUUCGUGCGCCUCACUGUAGGCAAUCUCGGUCUCAGAAUCCCUGUCGCUGCCAAACCGGCUCGGUCUGUGGUGCACCCUUCCUCCUCUCCGUGUUUCUGCAAGAUUAAAUUGAAAGGUUUUCCUGUUCAAACUGCCGUCGUUCCGUUUGUUCCAUCUGAAACUUCUUUCUCAGAUAACCAAUCUCAAACCAUGGCGGCAAGUUUUCAUCUCAGCAAGACUGAUCUGGACAAGCUCGCAGUCAAAUCAAUGUUCUCCGCUAGAAUAUUUCUGAAAAUUUCUAUAUACACGGGGCGGAGAGGCACAACCUGUGGCGUAAGCUCUGGGAAGUUGUUGGGGAAGGUAUCUGUGCCGUUGAAUCUGGCGGGAACUGAAUCAAAAGCAAGUGUGUUCCAUAAUGGGUGGAUUUCUGUUGGGAAAGAAGCUAAAGGUUCGUCUUCGCAGGUUCACUUGAAUGUGAAGGCCGAACCUGAUCCCAGAUUUGUGUUUCAGUUCGAUGGGGAACCUGAAUGUAGCCCACAAGUGUUUCAGAUUCAAGGCAAUAUCAAGCAACCCGUUUUCACUUGCAAAUUCAGUUUUAGAAACACGGGGGAUCGCAAUCAGAGAUCCAGAUCAUUACAAUUUGAGGGAAGCAAUGCUAGAAGCUGGCUGAGCUCAUUUGGCAGUGAAAGAGAGCGACCAGUGAAGGAACGAAAGGGAUGGUCAGUAACGGUCCACGACUUAUCUGGCUCCCCGGUAGCCGCCGCUUCAAUGUUGACCCCUUUUGUAGCCUCUCCUGGCUCAGACCGGGUGAGCCGUUCUAAUCCUGGUUCCUGGCUCAUCCUCCGUCCCGGUGAUGGAACCUGGAAACCUUGGGGCCGCCUCGAAGCCUGGCGCGAGCGUGGCGCCUCUGAUGGUUUAGGUUACCGUUUUGAGCUGAUUCCGGACUCGGCUGACGCUGGCAUUGUUUUAUCGGAGUCAACUCUGAGUUCCAGCAAAGGCGGGAAAUUUUGCAUUGACUUAGGAGGUAAUUCUGCGAAUGGUCGAGCCACGCCUACUGUCUGGGCUUCUCCGGCGUGCAGUCCACGGAAUAGCGGUGAUUUUGGAUACGGUUUAUGGCCGUAUUGCAUACCUAGAGGGUUUGUGAUGUCGGCUAGAGUGGAAGGAGAGGGAAGGUGUAGCAAACCUAGUGUGGAGGUGAGUGUACAGCACGUGAGCUGCACGGAGGACGCAGCUGCUUUCGUGGCUUUAGCCGCAGCCGUUGAUCUCAGCAUGGAUGCUUGCAGGCUUUUCUCUCAACGACUGAGGAAAGAGCUAUGCCAAGAGCAGAAUUUCCUCGGAUGAUUGAGUUAUUUCUACGAUGUCGUAUUUGUUUUUUUUUUCAAAUUUCUUGCUAGUUACCGGUGCUACUAACUAGGGGUAAACAGACUGACCGUACAGUGAAGGAAGAGAGAGAGGCAUUAGACAGGCGCGCUUUGUUUUUAGUGGUGUGGCUUGUAUUAUUUUUCCUGUUUUUGAAAAAGACUUGACUCAGAUAUUUGAAAAUAUGAAUUAAAUUGAUAAUUGCGGAUUAUAGCUGUAA